AUGGAGCUGCCUUUGCUGACCACGGAGCAUCUCUCAAAGCUAGUGGCCUCCAACGCUCCACCGUCCCAACUCUUCGAGGCCCUGUCGCGAUAUGAGCUUCAAGCAUGCCUCAUUUCUACCAGGGGUGACAGUGCUAACACAGGCGGUAGUGACUCUACACUAUUGAGCCUAUUCUACUCGAGCUUCUUUCUCAUCCAUCUUCUUACCGACCAAGUGUCUGAAGCUCGUGCCUUAACGAAACGAAUUCCUGAAGCACUGCUGCAACAGGAUCCUUCUCUACAGAACUGCUUGACUUUACUGCGAGCGGUAUGGCAGACUCAACACGGCCAGGUCUACCAGGUACUCCGAGGACUACCAUGGCCAGACGUUUUGCAGCCAUUGGUUCGGAGAUAUGAGAGUUUCUUCCAAGACAAGACUUUGAUCGCAGUGAGCAGAUCCUACGAAGCUAUACGACUAGCGACAGCAGCAACCCACCUUGGUCUUGACCAAAAUCUUGCCAAAGAGGAAGAUCCAAACAUAAUAUCGAAUUUCACGAAAUAUGGAUGGACAUGGGAUCCGGAAUCAAAGCUGCUGUAUACCAAACCUAUCGUUGUAUCGCUCGCGGAGCCUCAGUCUUCCAACGGGAUCCAUAAGGCAAUGGCAAUGCUGGGAACGCGUGCAGGGUAA
Molecule: messenger RNA, 666 nt
Organism: Penicillium roqueforti
Lineage: Eukaryota; Fungi; Ascomycota; Eurotiomycetes; Eurotiales; Aspergillaceae
Product: CSN8/PSMD8/EIF3K family protein
Exons: 3
Coding region: 1-666 (221 amino acids)
Biological process (GO): COP9 signalosome assembly; protein deneddylation
Cellular component (GO): COP9 signalosome
Source: RefSeq, a predicted model, not a curated record